Messenger RNA from Naegleria lovaniensis, 1419 nucleotides. RefSeq lists its product as uncharacterized. The record is from RefSeq and is a predicted model, not a curated record. Lineage: Eukaryota; Heterolobosea; Eutetramitea; Acrasida; Naegleriidae. The transcript has a single exon. Bases 1 to 1419 code for a protein of 472 amino acids.
AUGAAGAGAAGAAACGUAUUUAUUGACCAAGACUUGAUGAUGCUUUCGAAUGCAAUGGAAUUCAGACCUCUAGUAAUUGAUCAAGGAACAGGAAUGAUGAAGGCUGGAUUCUCGGGUGAUGACAUGCCUCUCUUACUGAUGCCCACAGUCAUGGCUGCUGAUGAUCCCAUUGUUGACCCCAACAGCAGUAAAUUUGUGGGUCAUCGAGGAGCUCAGCCCAAUUCAACCUCAAAUCUCCAUUCCAAAAUGCAUCAACAACAAGAUCGUUCGUCAUCUUCAGAAAAGACACCUGAAGUUCAGGUCGUUCAAAAUAACGAGGACGAAUUGAGCUAUUUAAUUGGAGAUGAAGCUCUUGGCGUCGAUCGAUCAUCAGGAGCAAUAUCUCGCUCUGCCAAAUACUUUUCAUUCAAUGCAAAUAACGAAAAGAACUACCGAGAAAAGAGAGACUCUCGAAUUACAAAUACCCUUAUUACACCAAUGGAAAGAGGUGUUGUCGAUGAUUGGGACAUGAUGGAGCGAAUGUAUGAGGCAAUUUAUUCACAUCCCAAAAUUAACAUGACACCCGAAAAUCAACCGCUUCUCAUCUCAGAAGCUUGUGAAAAUCCUAAAGAAAAUCGUUAUCACAUGGCAGAAAUAUUAUUUGAAAAGUAUAAGGUUCCUUCAUUAUUUAUUGCAACACAACCAGUCUUGUCCUUGUAUUCAACUGGAAAAUCGAGUGGUCUUGUUGUUGAAAUUGGUCAUGGUGUCUCGCAAAUGGUUCCAAUAUUUGAGGGAUUUCCACUCUAUCAUGCCAUCGUCAAGUCAGAAUUUGGAGGUCAAGAUUUAACGAAUUAUUUGCGCCAAAUUCUCGAAAAGAAUAGGAGGUAUGAUCAGCUCAUUAAUUAUGGAACCAUUGGAGGUUUAAAAACGAUCACUGAAAUCAAGGAAAAAUUGUGUUACGUUUCACAAAAUAUUGCAGAAGAGCAGUACAAUGUUGGAGUAUCAGAAUAUGUAUUGCCAGACCGAAAAGUAAUUCAAAUUUCUCACGAAGCAUACAAAUGCCCUGAAGCUCUAUUCUAUCCCAAGUUAGCAGGAAAACCCAGCAUAUUUGGGGUUCAUGAAGCUCUCUAUCAUGUGUAUGACAAGUCGGAUGAUUAUGUCAAACAAAUAUUGAUGGACAACAUUGUUCUUGCUGGUGGAUCAACCAUGUUUUCUGGAUUUAAGCAGCGAUUGGUCAGUGAAUUUUCUCGUGUGUUGGUUGAGAAGACUGGCUCAUCCAAGAUCACAGAAAGGAGCGUGAGAGCAGAAAACGACAGAAUCUUUGGUGCUUGGAUCGGUGGCUCAAUACUUGCGUCACUGCCAACCUUCCAACAGCUGUGGAUCACUCGACAAGACUAUGACGACCAUCAUGAUGCAAUAUUUAGCAGAUGUUAUAGCUAA